This is a messenger RNA of Pyricularia oryzae 70-15, 1692 nucleotides long. RefSeq lists its product as uncharacterized. NCBI's taxonomy places the organism in Eukaryota, Fungi, Ascomycota, Sordariomycetes, Magnaporthales, Pyriculariaceae. The record is from RefSeq and is a predicted model, not a curated record. The coding region runs from base 295 to 1155 and encodes 286 amino acids. The transcript is spliced from 3 exons.
ACCCUUCCAGCUUAGGCCUUGGCCUGGGCGGAGGUAGAUGAAUGUAGACAGUUUUGUAGAAGUAAUGACUGACCGAAAUGCAGGGCGGUCGGCUUCACUUUUCGCGCGUCCGAUCUCCAAUCCGCGUUGUCAAUUGAUUCAUCUCUCUGCCGCCUCACCAGUCACAUCGUUUUCAUAAAGAGCCGAGGAUCGGAAAGGAUUGAUUGACUUUCGCAUCAUCGAACGGACCCUUGUAAUUUCAUCACAACAGCAUCAGCAAACGCGGCCAGGUCCGACCCAAACCAGCCAAACAAAAUGGCUCCCUCCAGCACAGCGACGCCCGCCCUGCCGCCAUCGGUCGAGGAGGCCUACCGGCGCAAGUGCAUCCAAUUGAAGCAGCGUACCGCCGAGGUCGAGGAGGCAAAUGAGGCCUCGCGCAUACGCCUCUCACGCCUGAGCCGCCAGGCCGAGAAGAUGCGCAUCGAACGCGCCUUUCUGCUGGAGCAGCUCGCCAAGCGGACCAGCACCAACGUCGAGGACUCUGACGGCAGCCCGAGCCCUCCACCGACGCCCAAGGAGAAGCCCCUGAGGACGAAGCGAGGUCAUAGGAAGCUCUCCACCAUGCCGGGGACGGAAGCCGGCGCCGCCACACCCGGGUCUAGCUUCGCCAACCCACCCGAGCCCGCCCGCGCCGGCAGCUCUCAGCUCCCAGCCUCCCCGACCAGCGAUGCCUCCCCGGCCGCCAACGGCACAGGCGCCAAAAAUUCCAGCAGCGCUUUCGACGUGUACUGCGCGGAGGUUCGACCGAGCGUUGCAGAGAAGGAAAAGGACAAGGACAGCGUCGAGGAGGAGCUCGCGCGCCGCUGGAAGGAACUGUCUGACACCGACAAGGAGCCGUACCAGACCAAGUACGAGAAGCAGCAGAAGGAGGCGGAGGAGAAGCAGCAGGAGCAAAAGGACAAGAAGAGCGCGGCGGACAAGGCAACCACCGCUGCCGGCGCCGAUGAGUCCGAAAAAGCUGCCGAAGUCAAGGCCGAGGGCAGCCAGCCGCCAGAGGACAGGCCCAAACCGGCAGACAAGGGCGGUGCGGCGCAGGACGAGGAUGUCGAAAUGACAAACUACGAUACGGAACCAGAGGCUACCCCGAGUGCUGCAGGCGGAGAUGCCAAAAACUGAGUCCUGUUUGGUUAUAGAUUUACUGAUGGGGCGUGGUAGUCGGCUUGUGGGCCGGUCAUGUUUCGAGACUUGAAUUCGGCUUUAGAAUAAAGCGGGUUCUGAAAAUAGUGUGUCUGAAAUACAGACCGCUCGAGAGACGGCACGGUAUCGGGCGAUGAAAUAUCGUGAGUGCCCAUGUUUGAGUGCGGUGCUUGACAGGAAUAUGGGUUGAGAGGAGCUUCAACAUACUCUGCUUCGUCUUCCAGAAUCGCCAUUGAUCAUGGCUUUAUUCAAUUAACCCAAGAAUUGAGGACCGCAAGAUCCCGAACCUACGCGUUAGGUUUGUUUGUUUAUUUUAUAUUGGGAGUAGCACAUGUUUGUGGGUUUAGGAGUACGGCGCUAGCAAUCUUUUUAAAACUCCAAACCUCAUGGAUGGCUCUCAUAUUUCUAGUACGCUGAAUAUCAACAUUUUGGGCACCAAAAUGCCUUCUAACUCUAUCCCUUUUCAAAGCUCAUCCUGAACGUAACUCCAAAUACAAAAAAAUGCACCAAAAAGUC